UAUAUUUCUGUAUUCUUCUUUAUUACAGUUUUAUAUACACAUAAGGAAUACCCUGGUCCUUAUUUAGAAGUUGAAAAAGCUUUAUUAUUAUUAUAUCAAUUGACAUCUGGAAUGUUUUUAAACAUGAAAUUAUAUAAAAAGAUAAAAGAACAUGACUGUGUUGCAUUAGAUGGAGGGUAUACAUUAUUCAUCAAACAAUUUGAGAACUUAUGUAAGAAUAGAAAUAUUAAAUUAUGUGAUAAAAAUUUUUUCUAUCCAAUAAGAAAAGAAAAUGGUAUUCCAUUAAAUGUUCAAGAAGAACACUAUAACAAAGUAUUUGGUAGUUUCAGAUCUACUGUGGAAAAUCAAUUUAAAGAUUUAUAUAAUAAAUUUAAAAGAUUCAGUAAUAACAAUUCUAUAUUAAAAACGGAUGACAUAAAAUACAUUAAUUUGCAAUUAAAAGUUUCAUUUUUAUUAAAAAAUAUUCAAAAUUUUUCAGAUAAAUUUAAUAUAAUAGUUCAAGAGCAACAUAAACUUUGGGUUAACGAAAAUUUUGAUUUUCCUAGUGAUAUUAGAUUAAUAGAUAUAGUAUAUACAAAUCAAAUGGAACAGAUUGAAAAGUUAAAAGAA
Gilbertella persicaria is the source of this 609-nucleotide messenger RNA. RefSeq lists its product as uncharacterized. The record is from RefSeq and is a predicted model, not a curated record. Lineage: Eukaryota; Fungi; Mucoromycota; Mucoromycetes; Mucorales; Choanephoraceae. The transcript is spliced from 2 exons. The annotation marks the transcript as partial.